Fulvia fulva is the source of this 690-nucleotide messenger RNA. RefSeq lists its product as uncharacterized. The transcript is spliced from 2 exons. Lineage: Eukaryota; Fungi; Ascomycota; Dothideomycetes; Mycosphaerellales; Mycosphaerellaceae. The record is from RefSeq and is a predicted model, not a curated record. The annotation marks the transcript as partial.
CCUGACGCGAUUCUCCCUGCGUGGCUACAUGCCCCCACUGUCAACACACACAUUUCCACGCCAAGCGGUCGCGUGCUAUACACAUACCUGAUAGACGCUACAUUCCAUUUCGAGCUGAGACGCAUGUGGAGUGAUGGCCAUGGAGGCGAAAUGCGAGCUUGGGUCGUGGCUAAUGCUUAUCCCGAGCUGGACGAGCAUGGCAAUAUCACGACUGUGGCGGGCACUCUGACUGACAUUACUCAUCUCCAAUGGGCAGAAAGACUACAACGCCAGCGGACCGAUGAGGCUGUAGAGGCACGGCGGCAGCAGGAGAACUUCAUCGACAUGACCUGUCAUGAAAUCAGGGAUGUACAAAAGGCAUUGCUUUUCCGACAUGCGAAUGUCGCGGUCUCUAUUAAACAACGGCUGUCAUCUCAUGAAAACCCUCUUUCAGCUGUUGUGCAUUGCGCCGACCUUGUCCGCUCUUCCUUGGCGGGUCUCUCGGAUACCGUAGAAGGCUUUGCAACGGAAUCACCAGACGAGCGCUCACGACUUGCAAAGCUUUGUGGGAGUGCUCAGGAGGCCAAUGGCAUCGUAUUCCCUUGCUGCGCCCACCAAAAGAGAAUCGUUGACGAUAUAUUAACCAUGUCCAAGCUGGACUCUAAGCUGGUGACGAUCGCUCAGCGCCAGUACGAAUUGACGGUCUGCUGA